AUGACUCAAGGAGUUCUUAAAGUUACUGUUGUCGGCGCGAAAAAUCUUAAGGAUGAAGACGCCAUCGGAAAAAGUGACCCUUUUGUAGAACUUUGGAUCGACCACAACUAUAAACAAAGAACUACAACCAAGCAAGGAACUUUAAAUCCAGUAUGGAACGAAACCUUUACCUUUAAUCUUACAUCCAGUAAUCAUACUCUUCAUCUGAGAGUUUUGGAUGAUGAUACUGUCAAGGAUGAUAAGAUCGGUGAUACCAAAGUUGAUCUUAAAGAAGUGAUCCAACAUGGUCGCGUUGAUAAGGAAUAUAAAAUUCCAGCCCUUUUCGGCCUCUCGAAUCAUGGUUUCGUUCACUUGAUCUUAGAGCACACCCAUCACCAUUAA
Molecule: messenger RNA, 381 nt
Organism: Acaulospora morrowiae
Lineage: Eukaryota; Fungi; Glomeromycota; Glomeromycetes; Diversisporales; Acaulosporaceae
Source: the annotation of a GenBank genome assembly